This is a messenger RNA of Astyanax mexicanus (Mexican tetra), 2181 nucleotides long. RefSeq names its product hypocretin (orexin) neuropeptide precursor (gene hcrt). Lineage: Eukaryota; Metazoa; Chordata; Actinopteri; Characiformes; Acestrorhamphidae. Gene Ontology annotation, biological process: neuropeptide signaling pathway; feeding behavior. The record is from RefSeq and is a predicted model, not a curated record. Bases 1322 to 1792 code for a protein of 156 amino acids. The transcript is spliced from 2 exons.
UCUCACACCCUCAGAAUAAAGCUCUGAUUCUGUUAUCUCUGUAUGAGUGUAGGAAGUGUUGUAUAGUUGAGGGUUUUCACUAAUCGUUUAUAUUAAUCUCUAAAUUGUGUUUAUUAUUGGUUGGACUUCAGAUUUAUGAUUUACGACCAAUAUAAAUCAAAAAUUCCUCCGUACUAAUCUCCACGGUCUACUUUUCUCCAAGUCCGGUGAGUGUCGACGCUAAUGCCGCUAGCUGGAUGCUUGCUAGCAUAUUGCCAAUGAUGCUAGUCAGAAUGUCCGAGUGUGAUAAGUGGCGUUGCUAAUUCUAGCAGCGCUACAUUUUUACACUUUCACAUGGUAGGUGGAAGUGUGUAAUAGAGAAGACAGUGUUUAAAAACUUCACCUGCACUCCUGUCUGAUCCAUGAUCCACUUAUAACAACUAACUACUAACUGACCAACCAGCCAAAUACUAGCUGCUCUGUUGUGAUCCUGUUACAUUGUUGUUCUGUUAUAUACAUACCGCAAAAAUACACCCAUUAUAUAAAUUAGUGUUUUAAAAUAUAAAUACUUACUAUUGGUACUGUUUUGCCCAAAACACUGAUUUCUUAUACCCUAAUUUACUUGUUAGGGCAAUGACUUUAAUAAUGCAGGUUAAAAUAGUAUAUAAUUAUUAACUUAAACGUUUCAUCCACAGUUUCCCAACUAUGACUAAAUCAUAAAGAUGUCCUACUGUUUGUUGGUGCAUUGUGUUCUGGCCUUCAUGGCUGUUGGUGAAGGAGCCUGAUUAGCAUGUUCUAUCAGUAUUUGUGAAGACAGCACUGCGUGAUUUACUCAUUACCACCAAAUGCUCUCUGACCUUCUCUCCAACACAAAGGCAUCCUGUUCUACAUCCUCAUUAGCCUUUAUCUCCUCCACAGCUGUGCUGACUCCUAGCCCUUUUGUCUGCUCUUCAUCCCUCAGUCUUGGCCCUGUUUCCACCGGCUGCUAAUUAUGUCAAUGACUUGGAACUUGCUAAUUCUAAAGGUAUGCGCUAACGAAGCCGGGCCUGAGUGGAUACAAUACUGCUCCAGGACUGACUGUGCAUGAAACUCCUUGGAUACAUCCACCUGAGCAAGCCACGCCAGUUACCGCAUGAAUGAGUGACGCUGCUAACGAACUGGAGGGUCUAACAUACUAUCACACUCUGGCUCUCAAAAGAGCUGCAUCAUAACAAAAGAAGCAGGACAGAAUACGAGGGCCAGGCUUUGUUUUUCCAUCAAUGGAGGCUUUAGCAGAGGGUCUGUAUAUAAAGGGUUGGUGUGUCUCAUGCAGAGUGAACAGAGUUCGAAGUCUUAAUCUAGAAUGACAGGUGAUCACACCAAGCCCAGCGGAGCAGUCGGACACAUGGCCAUCUCCUCAGCCAAGGUUUUGCUCUUCCUGGCGCUGCUGGCGCAGGUGUGCUGCAUGGCGGAAGGCGUGUCCGCGUGCUGUGUGCGGAGGCCUCGUGCGUGCGGUCUGUACGGGGUGCGGUGUAACAGCACGGACUCUAAACCGGUUCGGGUGAGCAGUGGCGCCGCUGUGGGCAUCCUCACACUGGGCAAACGGAGAACAGCCGGCAACCGUUACCAAGACCGCCUACAGCACCUGCUGCACGGCACCCGCAACCAGGCCGCUGGUAUCCUCACCAUGGGCAAGAGGCACGAGGAGGGCGGGGCGCACCCUCAGCCGGGAGUCAGCACUGUGCACUCACUCAUUAAACUGGACCUGGAGAAACCUGUGCAGUACCUGCUGCAGCAGCAGCAUACUGACACCAGAGACCCUUAUAGACCAUGAUUUACCUUACAGAGAGAAGCAAGCUCCACCUGCUCAGUAAUAAAUCAACUCGUUUUUAUCAGCAAAAUCUAAAAUAAUGUUUAUUUUUGUUAAUUGUGUGCUUCUAAAUUAAGAUGUGAUAUAAGACAAUAUAAGAAAAAGGUUCUUGUAGAGAAAUUAGUGGAAUAUUGAUUUGCUUACAGUGGUUGUGAAUUGAACUGGAGGCAGUGUUUGGCUGUGUUUCAAAGACUAGGCUGAAGUCAAGAAAGGUGGGUCGUCUCCUGUAGAACUGUCCUGUAAAGAUUUCAUGACGAUAUUAUGAACACUAGAUAUGUCCAGUCUAUUGCAGUUGUGGUGCAAAACUCUUUUUUGUUGUUGUUUUUGCACAGAAUGUAUUAUUUUAAAACUUA